Colletotrichum higginsianum IMI 349063 is the source of this 642-nucleotide messenger RNA. Its product is annotated as Extracellular matrix protein. The coding region runs from base 1 to 642 and encodes 213 amino acids. Lineage: Eukaryota; Fungi; Ascomycota; Sordariomycetes; Glomerellales; Glomerellaceae. The record is from RefSeq and is a predicted model, not a curated record. The transcript has 3 exons.
AUGAAGAGCUUCACCUCCGUCCUCGUCGCUGGCUUCGCCGCUCUUGCCCAGGCUGUUCAGCUUACCAACAGCAACUACGACGUCCAGGCUGGCGAGCCUUUCACUUUCACCUGGUCUGAUGCUCAGGGUCCUGUCACCCUCACCCUGAAGAACGGCCCCAGUAACAACCUUAACACCGUCCAGGUCAUUACCUCUGGCCAGUCCGGUACCUCGUUCACCUGGACCCCUCCUUCCACCCUCGCCACCGACCAGUACGCCAUUGAGAUCACCGACGGCACCGGCACUCCCAACUACUCUGAGCAGUUCACACUGACCACCGACGUGACUGCCUCGGCCUCCGUCUCCUCUGCCCUCUCCACUGUCUCGUCCACCGCCACCAGCGUCGUCUCUGUUUCUACCAUCACCUCCUCUGUCUCCUCUACCUCUGCCUCCUCCUCCGCUGAGAGCAGCGCUAUCUCCUCAGCUGCUAACUCCACCUCGGCCUCCACCGUCGCUACCUCGACCCGUGCUAGCACCCGCACCAGCGCUACCGGCGAAGCCACCACUACCCCCACCACCGUCCCUACCAGUGACUCUGUUCGCAUUGGGUCCCCCAUUGCCCUUAUUGGCCUCACUGUCGCGGCCAUGCUUUGCUUCCAGUAA